AAUCACCCGUUUUCGCGUUAAUUAGCCGUAUUUUUGUUUCGUAAUUUGUGUCUUUACUUAUGUAUUCAAUAGUUGAGGAUUAUGUUACGUUAUUCAUAUAACUGUUGUUUGACCAUCCAAAAGUAUUUGAACACCGUCAGUCCUAAAUGCGAUACCAAACUUUAUGCUUAUAAGAUUUUUGACAGAUGAGAAUGAGCAGUCCACUGUCCAGCCUGAAGAAGCCACAGAAGACACCACUGAUGGGGUUUAACCAAGGCCACCGACCAGUUCCAUUCAGAAAUCCACAAUAUACAGAUGAUGAAAGCAAACUGCUAGAGGAGAUAACUGGCACCAUGGCCUCCCAGAGGAUAAAAACCAGAGAUCCAUUUCUUGGCGGGCUGCCAAAACUUCCCAACGUCAGCCCACGUGCCUCUCAGGGAUUUGGCAUGCCGCAAAAGGGACAUGCUGCUCCAGAUCUGCCUAGAUCUAAUUCAGACCUAGGCCAACUUGCCUUAAUAUCUCCGCCCAGUGAUCAUGAACUCAUGGCCACCAUGAUAUCUCGUAUAACACAGUUAGAAGCCAGACUGGCAGUGCAAGCCCAGGAAAUGGCUGACAAGGAAAAGAAAAUUCAAGUAUUGACAGAGAAAAAUAAAUUAUUGCAAAAGGCUCAAGGUUCAAAUGACCCUAACAGUCGAGUAGUGGAGCUGGAAAACAAGUGUUACCAGUUGCAGGAACAAAUUCAACAGAUGGAGAAUUUUUUGUCUGACUAUGGAAUGGUGUGGGUGGGGGAGGAUGAAGAGCAGGCGGAACAAGAAGAAAGUGACGAGGAAGAAAUGUGGAGACCAGGUUCAUCAGUAUCACAGCAACCCACAUUCCGCGUAGACUAUAACCGUCUGGUAGAGAACAUCAAAGACUUGAACGCCCUAGCAGGGGAAGGGGUGGCAUUUAUCACUCAGACAAAGGACGGGGCACGCUUGAAGAUGCCAGACUCGAUCCAGCUGACGCUGUAUGCCAAUGGUAUCCUGAUGUUCAAUGGCCCAUUCCGUCCCUUCACGGACCCCACAACCCAGGUCUGUGUACAGGACAUCCUGGAUGGCUACUUCCCUAGCGAGCUGCAGGGGAGAUAUCCUGACGGUGUGCCAUUCAAUGUGACAGACAAGCGUGAGGUGCACUACCAGGAGAGACAACAUGAAAUCUUUAAAGGGGCCGGGCAGACGUUGGGUGGGGAGACGGUGCCAUCUAGACUGGUACCUAGUAACAUACAGGAUAGAAACCCUCGCAGUUCCCAAUCAAAAGAUAAACCAGUCCAGGCCACAACGUCAGAAUUACCUGGGCCACAACUUACUGUUGAACAGUUUCUACAGAAACUUCCAAAGUCGGUGAUGAAGGCUGGCAAAAUAAUUGACAUCAGAAGUUCACUUGGGGACACUUUGAAUGGAGGUAAACCUAGCCAGCCUGAGGUGACUCUGGUGGAGACGGACACAGUCAUAGCCAUGAGGAAACGAUUGGCAGGUGAGGCGGAGUUAUCUCGGCCGUGCACGCCAAGGGACAUCACCACGCUGAGGAUCAAGUCAGAGGACGGCGGUCACACGUACAUACUAAAGAUGAAGUUCAGUGAAACAGUCGGGAGUCUGAGAAAAUACCUGCAGGCUCAAAGGAGCAAUUCAGUGGCUGCAUUUGACAUAGUUUCAACCCAUCCAACAAAGGUGCACACAGACGACAGUCUCACAUUACAAGAAGCCGGGCUUACACCAAAUGCUGUGGCAUAUCUUAAGAAGAAAUCCUAGUGUUUCAUUUCAAAACAUGCGAAAGGACUUGGUCUUCUGUGUGCACGAUUCCAUGAUAUGGUACUUAUGGUACAGGUUUAAUUAGUUUUGAAACAUGAUUGGAACAUUAUCUUUUCAAUGAACGAUUCAAUGCAUUGGAACCCAAAGUUGAAUCAGUGUUUAAUAUUCUUGCCAUGGACAGUUCCAUGUACAAUUCUUUGAGGUUUCUUGGGUGUUCAUAUUGCUGAUGCUUAAUAACUACAUAAAUAGUCAUGAUAGCAGUAUGGUUUGCCAUAUGUUACCAGUAAUCAGUAUAAUUUGCAUUUCAUUUUCUGUGAUAUAUUAAUUCUUUGCUUACUGAUGUUUUAUGGAUCUGUUAGAUCGUGUAGUGUAAUAUAUGUAAAGGCAGAUCUAACAAUCUGGACCAAUAUUUUGUUUUAAACAUGUUGUACAUGAAUUGAAAUUAUGCACUUACAUUUUUCUGUGAAUGUUUUGUAUUGUAUUUAAAUUUAAUUUUUUGAUUUACAUAAAUGGUUUUGUUAGAUUUGUCUUGAAAGAAUGGAAUAAAAUUACUAAAAUAA
This is a messenger RNA of Dreissena polymorpha, 2326 nucleotides long. RefSeq names its product UBX domain-containing protein 11-like. Bases 186 to 1766 code for a protein of 526 amino acids. Gene Ontology annotation, biological process: proteasome-mediated ubiquitin-dependent protein catabolic process. The transcript is spliced from 16 exons. NCBI's taxonomy places the organism in Eukaryota, Metazoa, Mollusca, Bivalvia, Myida, Dreissenidae. Gene Ontology annotation, molecular function: ubiquitin binding. The record is from RefSeq and is a predicted model, not a curated record.